Molecule: messenger RNA, 114 nt
Organism: Plenodomus lingam JN3
Lineage: Eukaryota; Fungi; Ascomycota; Dothideomycetes; Pleosporales; Leptosphaeriaceae
Source: RefSeq, a predicted model, not a curated record
AUGCUUUUCACCAACCAAACCCUUUCGCCGUAUGGUCGCUUUGAAACGUACUUAUCGAAACAAAGCCUGCAUAUCAAGCUGACACUCUCUAUCACGACCUCACUCAAUGUAUAA